GCAGCAGGAAGAGGAGAGUGAAAACCGCGAAGAGUUCAGAAAAUUGCUUCAUUACUUCUUUCCAACCUGCUGGCUGCAGAAUAAGAGGAAGUUUUUGCAGGAACUUGGACACCUCACAGGGGGGGAAUGGCAGCUCGGUGAGAGGAGCGGACUUCCUCUGCCUCCAUCCCCAGCGUUGGAUUCGUAAACUGCACCACAGGGAAGCUGUGAGCGGGCUUUGAUCUGAAAGUGCUGCUGCAGCUGUCGGUGUUGCACCUGGAGACCCCUGUCCUACUCUGGCCCCGCUCAGCCAGCUGUGUCCCGGGUCAGACAGGAUGACGGGGUGUGCCAAGCGCUGCAAACAGGGACUCGUCAAAUUUGCCUCGACUCUUCACAAACUGGUCACCGGGACUCUCAUCAAAGACAAAGCCGACGAUGACUUGGAGAUGACCAUCGUGUGCCAUCGGCCGGAGGGCCUCGACCAGCUCGAAGCUCAAACCAACUUCAAUAAAAGAGAGCUCCAAGUUCUCUACCGGGGCUUCAAGAACGAAUGUCCCAGUGGAGUUGUUAACGAGGAAACCUUCAAGCAAAUCUACUCACAGUUUUUUCCACAUGGGGACGCCAGCACUUACGCUCACUACCUGUUCAAUGCUUUUGACACCGGCAACACAGGAUCAAUAAAGUUUGAGGACUUUGUUACAGCUUUAUCCAUCCUCCUAAGAGGUUCUGUCACAGAGAAACUCCAGUGGACCUUUAAUCUCUACGACAUCAACAGAGAUGGAUACAUCAACAAAGAGGAGAUGACAGACAUCGUCAGAGCAAUAUAUGACAUGAUGGGGAAAUACACAUACCCUGUCCUGAAAACUGAUGCACCCAAACAACAUGUGGAUGCCUUCUUCCAAAAAAUGGACAAAAAUCGAGACGGUGUCGUCACGCUUGAUGAAUUCCUCUUUUCUUGUCAAGAGGAUGAAAACAUCAUGAGGUCUCUGCAGCUUUUUGAAAAUGUCAUCUAAAUGGCAAAUGCCAGGAGGGGGGUGGAGCAACAGAUGAAAACACAGAGCAAGAGACGAGGGAAGAAAAAGGAUAAGGAGAAUGAAAGACGGACAAGAGUUUGCAGGAGUAAAAAAACAUCAAAACCUCAGAGAGAAGCGAAACAAGGAGCUUUAACUGCCACUUUGGGUUUAGAAAUGUAUCUCUGGAGAACAAACCUUCACUGGUUUUUGAAAUCGUCUUUCAGAUUCAUUUGGUCUUUCUCUGAGUGUCUACCUCGUCUCUGUCUCCUUCAUUUGUCACUGUUGUGGCUGACUUUCAGCUUGGACUGUAUUUUGUUGUUUUUUUGGGUUUUUUUCUUUUUUUGCCAAUGUGUAAAUAUGCAGCCAGUCUCUCCUUUGGGCCAGUCUGUCUCUUUGUUUUGAACUAAAAAGCAGCUUACAGGUGUAUCUCCUAAGCAACAGUCUGUUUACAGCAUAAUUUCACGUAACAGUGCAGCAAAAAACAGUUUAUGAAGCAUGUAGGGCAGAUGCCCACGUUAUACUGUAUUUAGUGUGUAUUUGCAAAGUUGUGGGCAGAAUAUUUUGUCUUAAUGCUUACAUUUGAGAACACAUAACUUUGCAGUGCUGAACUAAGUGUCCGUUAAGACAUCGUAAGUCAGUUCCUGAGCGUUGUAACAACUAAGCUGUGUUAUAUAGGUAUUUAAUUGUUUUUGUGGCUCUUUCUUACUGUCUGAUGUCUGUCUGUGUUUCUUACUCUGAUACCUGUCUGUCCUGUUGUCUGAGUGGCUAUAACUCUGUAAUUAUGCUGCCUGUCUCGAUAUCUGCUGAAUAAAGAGCUCAUCAGUCGGCUUCCAGAUAGAGAGCAACACAUA
Messenger RNA from Poecilia reticulata (guppy), 1843 nucleotides. It is a transcript of the gene kcnip1a, whose product is annotated as Kv channel interacting protein 1 a. Lineage: Eukaryota; Metazoa; Chordata; Actinopteri; Cyprinodontiformes; Poeciliidae. Gene Ontology annotation, molecular function: transmembrane transporter binding; calcium ion binding; potassium channel regulator activity. The record is from RefSeq and is a predicted model, not a curated record. Gene Ontology annotation, biological process: regulation of potassium ion transmembrane transport. Gene Ontology annotation, cellular component: voltage-gated potassium channel complex.